This is a messenger RNA of Xiphias gladius (swordfish), 327 nucleotides long. RefSeq names its product complement C3-like. The transcript has 3 exons. Lineage: Eukaryota; Metazoa; Chordata; Actinopteri; Istiophoriformes; Xiphiidae. The coding region runs from base 1 to 327 and encodes 108 amino acids. The record is from RefSeq and is a predicted model, not a curated record.
AUGACAGGAAGUCUUGAUGUGGGUCCUCAGGGUAAACUGCGCACAUUCCUUAGUUAUCCACACUGCAGAGUGGCUUUAGAUUUUAUGAUAGGAAAAACGCAUCAGCAUGCUCGGUGCGAGAACCUGAUCGAGUACUGCCCAGAAGCAGAGAGUGUCAAUCUGAUGGAAUACAAACCUACUGUUCGGCAUCAGUCUGUGCUCGGUGCGAGAACCUGGAUCGAGUACUGGCCCACAGAAGCAGAGUGUCAGACUGAUGAAUACAAACCUACCUGUUCUGGCAUAAAGGGAAUGGUCGAGCAGUACACACUCUUUGGAUGUCAGCAGUAA